GGAGCGCGGCGCGGCGCGUGGGUAGGAAACGCCGCGGCGGCGGGGGAGCGGAAAAUGGCGACGGCCGCGCAGCUCACGGACGAGGAGCUCUUCUCAGAGCUGAGGCGCUUCGGCUUCUCCCCGGGGCCGGUCACUGAGAGCACCCGACCCGUCUACCUGAAGAAGCUGAAGAAGCUGCGCGAGGAUGAGCGGGCUGGGGCCCGCAGCGGCGCCAGCAAGACCCGGAACAGCAACAACAAUAACACGGGGGCCGGAGCGGCGCCGGGCGGAGGCGGUGGCCCCGGGCGAGCGGCUCCGGGCGUGGGCGCGCGGCUGGUCGGCUCCGAGCACCCCUACCUCCCCGGGGCCGCCGCCGGGAGCGGCCGGAGCCGCGCAGCACCCCCUGCCGGGGGCGGCAAAGUGCUGCUGGGCUUCAGCUCGGACGAGUCGGAUGUGGAAACCAGUCCCCGGAGCCAGGCCGGCGCCGGUGGCGGCAGCAGGAGGGAGCGGGCUUCACCCCUCUUCCGCGGCCUGAGGCCCGCCGCCCCCCACGGCGCCGGCGGCUUGAGUAACAGCUCUGCUCCGGAGGAGGCGGCCAGGCGGAAGCCCAAUGCCUGGUGGGGGGCGGCGGCGGCCAGGAGGCCGGCGGCGGUGGCUCCGGGUGUGAGGGAGCCCGGGGACGGCCACGAGGAAGGAGAGGAGGAGGACGACGAAGAGGAGGAGGAGAGCGGGCAGCAGCGAUGGAAGAACCGGACCGUGAACGGUAACCGUUUCCUCUCUUACGGCGGCAGCAGGGACAAGUACUCUGACUCGGAGGAGGAGGAGACGACGUCGGGGACGAGGGCCAAGCAGCAGGUACCGAAGGAGGAGUCUGUCGUUCGCCGGCCCAGACGGAGCCUCAGCAAGUCUCCUGCUCCAUUCAUAACAGGCAAAUGCGCUGCAGCCGGCGCUGGCGUGAUGGAGACGGGCCAAGAAAGGGCUGGCGGAGGCUGCGGUGCUGGUGUAGUCGUAACGAAUGACAGGGCGGCGGCGGAGGCAGCUGCUGCCGGGAGUCUAGACAGGGACAGAAAUCAGGAGGAAGAGGCGGCGGCGGCGGCGGGGAGAGGAGGAGGGUAUGAAAAUCUGGACUCUAGUCCUUCCAGCCCCAGAUACCGCGUUGGCCUACCUAAGAAAACCCCUGCAGUAUCGCUGCUGCCCUCGCCGCCCACGGACGUGGACAGCAGUAAAAUCACUGACCCUCCAGGCACCAUUAGGAAAGCGACCAAUAAUCAUGUUCUCGGCGGUGCUGCUGGUAGCUAUAAUGUUGAAUCCAGGAUCUAUGCAGCUACUAAUAGCCUUUCCUCGGGUGGAACCACCUCCUCCCUUAGACUCAACCACUCCAAUCAUACGGGUUCAAAUCAUACCUACCUGAAAAACACCUACAAGAAGAAUCUCUCAGAGCCCGAGGAGGAGCUUCUCCAACAGUUCAAAAGAGAGGAGGUAUCCACCACUGGAGGCUUCAGUGCACAUUACCUGUCCAUGUUCCUCUUAACUGCUGCAUGCUUGUUCUUUCUGGUACUGGGAUUCACAUACCUGAGAAUGAGAGGUUCUGGAGUAGCUGAGGAUGUGGGAGCCAACAUCAAGAAUACCUUCAGUGAAGAGCUACAACAAAUAGAAGAAGCUGAAAUAAGUCUCAUGAUGAACAGCUUGUAUGCACUUCAUGAUAAAUUGGCACAAAUAGCAGGGGAACAUGAAUGUGGCAACUCUGUUCAAAGAAAUCUUACCAUCCAGGAGGCAGCUGCAUAUUUAAAAAAUUUAGAUCCAGAGUAUGAAAGUGUACUUAACGCCUCAUUACAGUGGAUCUUGAGUAGUGGGGAAGAUGUUGGCAUAAAGUGUCUCAGCAGUGACUCCAAUGAGAUGGAUGUCACUAAUGUGACAGAUGUGAAGUAUUUGGAAUCCACUAGUCCAAAGAUGUCUUUCAGGUGUCGCUUUCGCCGUGCAUUUGUUAACGUAACUCACAGGUUGUCAAUAUUGCUUUUGGGUAUAGCAGUUGUCUGGGGAGUCUUGCACUACAUGAAAUACCGCUGGGCAAAAGAGGAAGAAGAAACAAGACAGAUGUACGAUAUGGUAGUGAAAAUCAUAGAUGUUCUAAGGAGUCACAGCGAGGCCUGUUCUGAAAACAAAGACUUGCAGCCCUACAUGCCUAUUUUACACGUGCGUGAUUCUCUAAUACCACCUCAGGACAGGAGGAAGAUGGGAAAAGUCUGGACUAGAGCAGUAGACUUCCUUGCAGCAAAUGAGUCUAGAGUUCGCACAGAGACACGAAGAAUAGGUGGUGCCGAGUUCCUGGUGUGGAAGUGGAUGCAACCUUCUGCAGCCUGUGACAAGAUUUUACUAAUACCAUCCAAAGUGUGGCAAGGCCAAGCAUUUCAUCUAGAUAGAAGAAAUUCGCCACCAAACAGCUUGACGCCGUGCCUAAAGAUUCGCAACAUGUUUGAUCCAGUUAUGGAAAUAGGUGAUCACUGGCACCUAGCAAUUCAAGAAGCAAUCUUGGAGAAAUGCAGUGAUAAUGAUGGAAUUGUUCAUAUUGCUGUUGACAAAAAUUCCCGUGAGGGUUGUGUCUAUGUCAAGUGUCUCUCUCCAGAGUAUGCUGGAAAGGCUUUCAAGGCAUUACAUGGCUCGUGGUUUGAUGGAAAGCUGGUAACAGUAAAAUACCUGCGACUAGAUCGAUACCACCACCGUUUCCCCCAGGCUCUGACUUGUAACACUCCUCUGAAGCCAUCAAACAAACACAUGAACUCUAUGUCACACCUGCGUCUUCGGACAGGCACAACUAACGCUCAGGGAGGUUCCUGAGAAGACUUUCUCCAACUGCUAGGACUGUUACUUGCAACAGGGACUUUUCCUGUUCGGCUGCCGUCUUCCUUUUUUGUUUGUUUUAGUGCUUUUUUGGGGGUUGGGGGUUUUUUUGUAUGUAAUACUUUAAUGAAUUGAAAUAAAAGCUGGACCGUUCCAGAGAUCUUGUUUCCAAAGGGACUUAGCAAUGAGGCAGUAAUACUGAGCUAA
This is a messenger RNA of Dryobates pubescens (Downy woodpecker), 3024 nucleotides long. RefSeq names its product LEM domain containing 3 (gene LEMD3). The transcript is spliced from 13 exons. Gene Ontology annotation, biological process: negative regulation of BMP signaling pathway; nuclear envelope organization. Bases 55 to 2814 code for a protein of 919 amino acids. The record is from RefSeq and is a predicted model, not a curated record. Gene Ontology annotation, molecular function: chromatin DNA binding. Gene Ontology annotation, cellular component: nuclear inner membrane. Lineage: Eukaryota; Metazoa; Chordata; Aves; Piciformes; Picidae.